UAAUCAUAUCUAUAUUUUCGAUUCGAAAGAGGGGGGAAGGGAGGCAGGAGGGAAAGGAAACUCGACGGAAUCGACGUUUAAUUCCGAUUCCUCUUCUUCCACAGAAGAGAAAAGAAGAGAGUAGAAGGUGUCACGCGAAAAAAUCGAAAAGUUGGCGGGAGAUUCUUGAUGAUCGCUGGCAGGAGAAGGAGGAGGAGCGGGGGGAGGGGAGAUCCAGCGAGAAACGGUAAUAGCGGCUCGGCUCGACUCGGGCGGGAGGGGGAGGAGGUGAGAGCGGGGAGGAGGGGAGGGGGGAGGGCGGCAGAGAAGCGAGGGUGGGAAAGACGGAGCGCGCGCGCGAAAAGAGGAAGAGGAGGAAGGCGGUGGAAAGGAGAUACGGGGAGCAAAGCGGCGAGAGGGUGGUUGGGCCGGCCGGCCAGUAGUGCUGUGGCGGCAAUCGCGGACGCGUAGUCCGCUUCUCGCGCUCUCGCCCCCCGACGUCAUGUUGCCAAACAACCCCCGUCGAGCAUCAUCCCCUUUCGACACGACUAUCCGGACGAGUUAGUCAGUCUCAACUACGGGGGGAGACGAGAGGAGAGAUCGGCUCUCGGAGCCAAGGACACUGGAUCAUCCUCCACCCGCCUAAUAUCAGCUGACGGAGAGGAGAAGCGGAGAGGAAAGAUGAGCCAGCGGCCCCUCGCCCGGAUGUUGGUGCUGCUUGUGUCCCUUCACCGGCUCUCCAUAUACGGGGGUAGCCAUUGGAGGCCGGGUAGGAGCGAGUCGGUGGUGAUUCCGGGGGACAUAGUGUUGGGGGGUUUGUUCCCGGUCCACGAGAAGGGGGGCGCCUCGUGCGGGCCGAACGUGUACAAUCGGGGUGUGCAGCGGCUCGAGGCGAUGCUGUUCGCCGUCGACCAGAUAAACAGGGACGAGGGUAUACUGCCCGGGAUCACGAUAGGGGUGCACAUUUUGGACACGUGCGGGCGGGACACGUACGCCCUUAACCAGAGCCUGCACUUCGUGAGGGCGUCGUUGUCGAACCUGGACAUGAGCGUGCUCGAGUGCGCGGACAGGUCGGCGCCGAGGGUGAAGAAGACGGCGAGCGCCGGCCCGAUAUUCGGCGUGAUAGGGGGCUCUUACAGUUCCGUGUCGUUGCAGGUUGCAAAUCUGCUCAGGCUGUUCCACAUACCCCAGAUCUCGCCCGCCUCGACGGCCAAGGCGCUCAGCGACAAGACCAGGUUCGACUAUUUCGCGAGGACGGUCCCACCCGACACGUUCCAAUCGAUCGCGUUGGUGGACGUGGUGAAGAGCGCCAACUGGUCCUACGUCUCGACCGUGUACUCGGAGGGCAGUUACGGCGAAUACGGGAUCGAGGUGUUCACGAGGGAGGCGACCGAGCGGAACGUGUGCAUAGCCGCGGCAGUCAAGGUGCCGAGCGCGGCGGACGAUCGCAUGUUCGACGACAUAAUCCAAAGAUUGAGCAAGAAGGCGAACGCACGGGCGGUGGUGCUGUUCACGCGCGCCGAGGACGCGAGGGGGAUCCUCGAGGCUGCGAGGAGGUCGAACCUGAGCCAGCCCUUCCAAUGGUUGGCCAGCGACGGCUGGGGCAGGCAGAUCAAGCUCGUCGAGGGCCUCGAGGAGGAGGCCGAGGGCGCCAUCACGGUCGAGCUCCAAUCCGAGAAUAUUCCCGGGUUCGAUGAGUACAUGGCCUCCCUGACCCCCGACACCAAUCGUCGAAACCCGUGGUUCAGCGAGUAUUGGGAGGAGGUGUUCGACUGCCUCCUCAAAAAGGAACGGAACGGACCAACUCAAACGACCCUCAACGCCACGACGCUCUUCUGCCCCCCCAACCUCAGACUAACUUCCGAAAGGGGUUACGAGCAAGAGUCCAAGGUCCAGUUCGUGGUGGACGCGGUGUACGCGUUCGCGUUGGCCCUCCACAACCUCCAGAGGGACGUGUGCUCGAAACUCGAGGGCCUCUGCCCCUCCAUGGCCAACUAUGACCGUGGCGUCUUCUACAGGAAUUAUCUCCUCAACGUCUCCUUCACAGACACGGCGGGAAGCGAAGUGAAGUUCGACGAGCACGGAGACGGGUUGGCGCGAUACGAGAUUCUCAACUUUCGGAAAUCGGAACACAACGGCACCAACGGUUACCAGUAUCAGGUGGUGGGGAAAUGGUUCAACUCGCUGGACAUCCGCACCGAGGAGCUGGUGUGGGCACGGGGUACCAAAGACAUACCGAUCUCUGCGUGCUCCCUACCCUGCGAGCCAGGUAUGAUAAAGAAGCAACAGGGUGACACUUGUUGCUGGGUGUGCGACCAGUGCGAGGAGUACGAGUACGUGCACGACGAGUACACCUGCAUGGACUGCGGGCCUGGCAAGUGGCCGCACGAAGACAAGAGAGGUUGCUAUCAGUUGGCGAUCAAUCACAUCAGGUGGAACAGCGCGUUCGCGAUCGCCCCUGCGGUGAUCUCGUGUCUGGGUAUCGUGGCAACUAUGGCGGUCGCGUGCCUCCUGUUCCACCACAGGGACACACCUGUGGUGAGGGCGUCCGGCCGCGAGCUGACCAUCAUCCUGCUGGCGGGAGUGCUCGUCUGCUAUUUGAACACGUUCCUCCUCUUGGCCACGCCCACCACCGUCACCUGCAUACUGCAGAGGUUCGGUGUUGGCGUGAGCUUCAGCGCGGUGUACGGGGCGCUGCUCACCAAGACGAACAGAAUCGCGAGAAUCUUCGAUUCGGCGUCGAGGACCGCGGUCAGGCCCAGGUACAUCAGUCCCGCGUCCCAGGUGUGCAUCGCGGCAGCCCUCAUCGCGUUACAGAUCGUGCUGACGUUGGUGUGGAUGAUCAUCGAGCCACCGGGCACGAGAUUCUUCUACCCGGAUCGUAAGCAGGUGAUCCUCAAGUGCAACAUCCAGGACAUGAGCUUCCUUUUCUCCCAGUUGUACAACGCGUUGCUGAUUCUGAUCUCGACCGUGUACGCGGUGAAGACGCGGAAAAUACCGGAGAACUUCAACGAGAGCAAGUUCAUCGGCUUCACCAUGUACACAACCUGCAUCAUAUGGCUGGCCUUCGUUCCGAUCUACUUUGGUACCGGGAACGCGCACGAGACACAGAUCACCACUCUCUGCGUUGCCAUCAGUCUGAGCGCGACCGUCACACUCGUUUGCCUUUACUCGCCCAAGAUAUACAUCAUCCUCUUCCAACCGGACAAAAAUAUCCGGAGGAAGGUCACCAUGGGAGAUAAGUCGAAAAAACAGGGAAGCAGCGCCGGCACCUCUUCCAUCACCAAAUACACGGGAUGCGAGUUGACCAGCGAGAGCAUGCCGCUUCAAAGCGCGCUCACGGCCGCGGUGCAGACGUCGGUAGGAGUGACAGAGAUCUCCUUGACAUCGAACGCAUCGAGCAAAACUAAUAACGAGCAAGUGGCACAGCUGUAGGGAAGCUAUAAUUCGUACUCGAGGGAGAGGGGGGCGUCCUGGCGGCCAGCCAACACUUCUCCUCCCCUCUGGACUUCCGAACGAAGGAGCACAGUGAAUAGUGCGAAUCCGUGUUAAUAAAAAGGGGGAUAGCAAUGGCGAGCUUAGAGAAACGUGUUGCGCGGCAAAAAGGAACGACGGUAAAAAUCUGCGGAGACGAGGCUUAACGAGGCCACUUCCGAUUUUUCCUUCUUUGUCCGCGCAAUUUGUUCCUACGAUACGCUGGUUCCUCGAUGUGGGGUAAGCUCAACUUCCUUCCACCGGUAGAAUCGUGUCUUUCGAUUCGACGAAUAAAAGAAGAAGAAGAGAGAUAAAAAAAGAUAAACAAUGUGUAUAUACACUUAUAGAUUUCUCUCCCGUUUUAUUACGUAUCACGCAGGUGGUGUGCGAUUAAAAGUGGUGCGUGGACUUCUUAAAUUAAGCGAACUAUUUAAAUAAAAAAAUCCGCGUUGCCUAUUAUCCAAUUACACGACACUGGAUCGUAUCUGUGUCGUCGUAAACUGUCGUCUUCGCUCGUUCAUUAUAUAUCGAGAUCACUCGAUCGUAAUUGAGAUCGCUGUUGUUAUUGUUACUGUUACAAACGGUUAUCCUCGUGAAUAAUAUAUGAACGCAACAAAGAUAUUUAUAUAUACGCCUAUGUAUUAGGUACCGUCGUAACAUGAAUGUAAUCUGGUGGCACGAGUUUGACUUAUACAUAUAUACUUCUGUGCAUAAGUGUGUGUGUAGAUAUUUGUCGGUUUUAACGAAUGACUGAUAUACAAUAUAAAUUAUUAUUAUUAUUACUAUUAUUAUUAUUAUUAUUAUUAUUAUUAUUAUUAUUAUUGUUAUUAUUAUUAUUAUUAUUAUUAUUAUUAUUAUUAUGAAACGAUGCUUGUUUAAAAUUUUAUAUUUUAUUAAAUGUGUCUAAUAAUAUCUGAUAUCUGGUAUUCCGUUGAGUAAUUUAAUUAAUUAAAAAUACUUCGAAUUGUUAACUCGUCAUAAUAUCAAGACUAAUAAUUAAAAAUAAUUAUAGAAAAAAUUUUGAAUAUUCUUCUCUUCGUGCCAUAUUCAAUAUUAUGUUAUUGUAUUUUUUGAUGCAAAUUAUAAUUAAACGGAUAUCCAUGUAUUUAUGGACGACAGAAUACAUAUUCGAACGAAUUGUAAAUUGUAAAUUGGACAUAAGGAUAAUGAUAAUGUAAAUCCAUGAGAAAAAUACGACUCGUUGUACGAGCUAAUCUGUGACCGGCAAAUGUACUUUACGAUGUUUGUAUCGUUUAUUGGUUUAACGAGCCAACUAAUUGGCACGAUUAAACCAGCGUGUUCACCCGCGUGUCGAUGAUUAAACUCGAUUACGAUUAAUAAUGACGCGACCGAAUGGAGUUUUCUCUUUCGGUAUUUAGUUCGAAACUGCGCUAAAUCGUUGGAAUGCAUGCACGAUGUGCGUUCGCGCGUAAGGGAUAAGCUCGUGCCAGAAAUUAUUCUGUCGGAAAUGGUUCGCUCGCGCAUAUGUAAUUAGCUUGUUUCGAGUGAUCGACGUUCAUUGUCCCACGUAGAUCGUUGACGAACUAUAUAUAUAUAUAUAUAUAUAUAUAUAUAUAAAGAAAAAAAAAAAAGAAAAAGGAGAAAAAUAUUUACAUUCCGUGACAUGUAUAUAUAUUAUAUACAUAUUAUUAAUAAAAUAGGAUAUUUAUCACACACGUACUUAUACAUAUACACAGAGUUAUUAUCGUUGCGCGAGAUCUCAUGUGUUCCUUCCUCGGGACGCGUAAUAAUUGCGUGAAUUUGUUAAUUUUAUUCGCGAUGCUCCGUCGAUAUUCAAAUUGCAUCUUACAACUCGAAAGAAGUUGCUAUAAUCGGGGACCGAAAUUAAAUUUUCAUUCGAAUUAUAUAUACUUCUUCGAUAUUUUUUAAUCGUCUCGAGAUUGUGAAAUAAUACGGAAUCAUUUUCAAUUACGAGAUGGAUCGUUAUUAUUCUCUUAAAUGUAUAUUAUCACGAUAUUUCUAAGGAGUUGAGCGUUUAUAAAAGUUUAUUUAUGUUGUUUCUAACAAUCGGUAAAGCGGUCGUUCGGAUCGCGAAUAACGGAAUUACCAACAGUCAAUAAAAAAGGAUCGUAAAAGAAGUGCAAUUCGAUAGUUCGCCAUGCGAAACUUUAGAACAAUAACAGGAAGAAUGUAAGGGAAGAGAAAGAGUCAGAGAGAAGUGACAAUGACAGGAGAAAAAUGAAUGGCGGAAAAUUUUGAAACUAGGCCGACUACGUGAUGGCGUAAAUUCAAUAUACACACAUACACGUGCACAUAUACAUACACACUUCUUUCAUGAAGAGUAGACAAUAAAUAAAUCGCUUUAAGGCGAACCUUUAACCUGGCUCGACCAAUAUCAGAAUUUACACUCGACUUGUUCGAUUAAAACAACAUCUUGAUCUUGUUGUCUAAGAUGGUUAGUGGAAAUAUACGAAAGUAAGAACAUGAAAGAGUGAUUUAAAACAAUCGUGACCUUGAAGAUUAUAAUUCGCUUAAAUUGCAAAGAUUGGACUGUAGUUAAAAAAAAUCGAGAUAUAAAAAAAUUAACUUGUUACAUGAACUAUUCAUACUUGAAAUUGUAAUCUUCAAUAAUUAUAAUACGCAAAUGAUUCAAAUGUACUUGUUACGAAACGCAAAAUUCGUUAUUAAAAGAAGAAGAGCGUGGGGAAACAUUAAUAUUAUGAGGAAUUAUACUUUGACGAAAUUGAAGAUCAUAUAAAAAGAUAACUUUGUAUCUUUUAUUAUAAUAUCGAGCAUUGAAAUAGAUUUGCCCCGUCAA
This is a messenger RNA of Apis laboriosa (Himalayan honeybee), 6232 nucleotides long. It is a transcript of the gene mGluR, whose product is annotated as metabotropic glutamate receptor. The record is from RefSeq and is a predicted model, not a curated record. Lineage: Eukaryota; Metazoa; Arthropoda; Insecta; Hymenoptera; Apidae. The transcript has 7 exons. Gene Ontology annotation, biological process: regulation of synaptic transmission, glutamatergic; G protein-coupled glutamate receptor signaling pathway. Gene Ontology annotation, cellular component: membrane. Bases 661 to 3414 code for a protein of 917 amino acids. Gene Ontology annotation, molecular function: group II metabotropic glutamate receptor activity.